Molecule: messenger RNA, 867 nt
Organism: Monoraphidium neglectum
Lineage: Eukaryota; Viridiplantae; Chlorophyta; Chlorophyceae; Sphaeropleales; Selenastraceae
Exons: 4
Coding region: 1-867 (288 amino acids)
Source: RefSeq, a predicted model, not a curated record
AUGAUUCCCCCUGGCCCCCUCCUCCCGAUCAUCCAGAACGCCCCCGGUAACUUUUACGUUGACCACACCUGCAUCGACUGCGCCACGUGCCGCUGGGUCGCGCCGGGUUCCUUCAAGCACGUGGACGGGCAGGCGGCCGUCACGUCACAGCCGUUGGACGCCGCCGCACGCAUCGAGGCGCUGCAGGCGGUGCUGUCCUGCCCCACCUUCUCCAUACACGCAACUCAUAGAGACCCCGCAGAGCUCAAGGCGGCGCAGGCCGGCCUCCCCCGCCCCUGGCCGACAGCCGCGCCCGGGGUGUACUACUGCGGCUGGCACUCAGAGGAAACGUUCGGCGGCGCGAGCUGGCUGAUCGUGCGCCCAGAGGGAGGAAACGUGAUGGUUGACUGUCCCAGGUUCAACCCCGUCCUGGCAAAGCGCAUAGCCGAGCUCGGCGGCGUCAAGUGGCUCUUCCUCACACACAGGGACGACGUGGCCGGCCACCAGCGCUGGGCCUCCCACUUUGGCGCCUCCCGCGUCAUCCACGAGCGCGAGGCGACGGCCCGGCAGGGCACGGACGCGUCCGAGGUCCAGCUCACCGGCACUGGCCCCUGGACGCUGCCGGACGGGGGGGACGAUGUCCAGAUCAUCCACACGCCCGGCCACACCAGCCACCACCUGUGCCUGCUGUCGCGGCCCCACGAGGCGCUGUUCACGGGCGACCACUUGUGCGCCCAUGAGGAGCCCGCGCCGGGCGGCGUGGAGGAGGGGCGCGUGGAGGUGUCGUCGCAGUUCAAUUGGUACAGCUUUGAGAAGCAGGUGGGAGGGGGUCACAGCCUUGUCAAGGGGCGGUGCACAGCUGCGUGGCCUGCGUUUUGGCUGUGGUGA